AUGAGCGAGAAAUUUGUGCCCGAGCACCGAAAGACGGAUUUCAAGGACAAGAACAAAUUCAGCGCCGACGAGCUGCGACGACGACGAGAUGAGGCCCAGGUCGAAAUCCGAAAGGCCCGACGAGAGGAACAGCUGUCCAAGCGACGAAACAUGAGCGAGCUGGUGGGCGGAGACGACUCAGAGGACGAGGCCGAGUCUGCUUCCUCUAACCUCCAGUGGCAGGAUGCUUUCCCCGAGAUGAUUGCCAACAUUCAGAGCAACAACCUCGAGGCCCAGCUGGAUGCCACCACCAAGUUCCGAAAGCUGCUCUCCAAGGAGCGAUCGCCACCCAUUAACGAGGUGAUCCAGUGCGACGUGGUCAAGUACUUUGUCGAGUUCCUCAAGUCCCCCCAUAACCUGCUGCAAUUCGAGGCCGCAUGGGCUCUGACCAACAUCGCUUCCGGUACCAGCGAACAAACCAAGGUUGUGGUUGAUUCCGGAGCUGUGCCUCUGUUUGUGCACCUCCUGGACUCUCCCGAGACCAAUGUGCGAGAGCAGGCCGUGUGGGCUCUCGGUAACAUUGCCGGUGACUCCCCUCAGUGCCGAGAUUACGUUCUCAAGUGCGACGCUCUCCAGCCUCUCAUCAACAUUGCCACAAACACCAAGAAGCUCUCCAUGAUCAGAAACGCCACAUGGACUCUGUCCAACUUCUGCCGAGGCAAGUACCCCCAGCCCGACUGGGAGGUUAUCAAGCACGCUCUUCCUGCUCUCGCCAAGCUCAUCUUCUCCUAUGACGAUGAGGUUCUUAUCGAUGCCUGCUGGGCCAUCUCCUACCUGUCCGACGGCACCACCAACAAAAUUCAGGCCGUUGUGGACGCCGGAAUCCCCCGACGACUCAUUGAGCUCCUCGGCCACCAGAGCACAUCUGUCCAGACCCCUGCUCUGCGAUCCGUUGGUAACAUUGUCACUGGUGAUGACGUCCAGACCCAGAUUGUCAUUAACGCCGGUGCCCUGCCCGCUCUUCUGCAGCUUCUGACUGCGCCUAAGGACUCUAUUCGAAAGGAGGCCUGCUGGACCAUUUCCAACAUUACCGCUGGUAACUCCACCCAGAUCCAGUCUGUCAUUGACAGCAACCUUAUCCCCCCACUUAUCCAGCUCCUGUCCACCGGAGAGGUCAAGACCAAAAAGGAGGCAUGCUGGGCCAUCUCCAACGCCACCUCCGGUGGUCUUUCCAAGCCCGACCAGAUCCGAUACCUUGUCCAGCAGGGCUGUAUUAAGCCUCUGUGUGACCUGCUGGGUUCCAUGGACAACAAGAUCAUUCAGAUUUCUCUUGACGCUCUUGAAAACAUUCUCCGAGUGGGUGAGUCCGAUCGACACAUGCGAGGUGAUGGCCAGAACGAGUACGCUCUGUUCAUCGAGGACGCUGAUGGAAUGGAGGCCAUCCAUGCUUGCCAGCAGAACGACAACGAGGCCAUCUACAAGAAGGCUUACACCAUCAUCGAGACCUAUUUCAGUGGUGACGAGGGUGUGGACGACACUGACCUCGCUCCUCAGACCGAGGGUGAUGCAUUUGCAUUUGGUGGCCAGCAGCAGCAGGGUUCCUUCAACUUCCAGUAG
Yarrowia lipolytica CLIB122 is the source of this 1596-nucleotide messenger RNA. RefSeq lists its product as uncharacterized. Gene Ontology annotation, biological process: NLS-bearing protein import into nucleus. Gene Ontology annotation, cellular component: nucleoplasm; cytoplasm; nucleus. Lineage: Eukaryota; Fungi; Ascomycota; Dipodascomycetes; Dipodascales. Gene Ontology annotation, molecular function: nuclear import signal receptor activity; protein binding. The record is from RefSeq and is a predicted model, not a curated record.